AUGGCAUCUCACAAUAUGAUCCUUAUUGUCCUCGCAGCUAUUUUUACGGCCACCCAAGCUGGUUUAAUAGGUCACCAAGCUUUUGUAGCACCUUAUGCAUCUUCUUACAACGCCCAUCACAUUAACCAUGCUGUAGCUCAUCCAUUGCUUGCUCCUGCUCCAGUUCAUCCUCCAGCAGUAUUUGCUGCACCAGCACCUGCACCAGCUGUUGUUGCAGCUCCAGCCCCAGUUGCACUUGCUGCACCCGGACUCUUGGCUGGCCCAGUUCCAGCACCACAUUUACACGCCGCACCAGUAGGACCACAUUUCCUGCCAGCUUCAUUACCAUUUGGUUAUCAGGCCGGACUUCCUGUUAAUUACAAUGUGUGGUAAAGUAGGGUUAAGAAUAUGAGAAGGCUAGUUUAGUAAAA
Molecule: messenger RNA, 410 nt
Organism: Episyrphus balteatus (marmalade hoverfly)
Lineage: Eukaryota; Metazoa; Arthropoda; Insecta; Diptera; Syrphidae
Product: nematocyst expressed protein 3-like
Exons: 2
Coding region: 1-372 (123 amino acids)
Source: RefSeq, a predicted model, not a curated record